AUGAAAAAAAAUCUCUCAUCAAGUAUAUUCUUCCUUUAAUAUUUAUCCAAUAGGUCUAUAAGAAACAGCAUCUAGUAUGGUUAUGCAAAAGACAAACAAAGAGCUUAGAAAAUUCUUGAUAUUGAGCUAGAUAAUAAUUCAGAUUCAGAAUAUGAGCAGCCUUCCGCUUCUAAAAAUGAUUUUUCAGCUGAUAGGUCUAGUAGUAAAUACCAAUCAGAAAUAUACAAAAAAGAGCAGUAAAAAUUGCUUGAAAGAACGAGGAAAAUUGAAACACUUUUUGAGGACAAGAUAAUGAACCUCAAAUCAGAGUAGUUUAUUGCUAUUGAAGAAAAGAAUCUCGGGUUUACCAAAAAGAGGUUUUAUAAGAAAAAUGAAGUUAGAGGCUUGUAAUCAAAGAUCAAUUUGAAAUUCCCUAUCAAAGAAAUGCUCCAUGAUAGAGCAAAGGAGGCAAUCAAAGUUAAAGAGGGGCAUACCUAAGAAUUCGACAAGAUUUAUAACGAAUAGUGCAAUCCAUAAUUCUAAAGGAAUAAAAACAGGAAUGUUAGUAAUCAAUCGCCCUUUGAUAAGAAUAAUGUUCCUCCAAAAUAAUACUUGGAAGACGAUUAUGUGAUCUCAAAAAGCCCAAAUAAAAUGAGCCCUAAUCAAUAUGAUGCAUCUAAGAUACCUUUGGCUGGGAGAGUGUCUGAAAUAGGUCAUAGAAUUCUAGAACUUGGAAGUAGGCGUGCUUUAUAUAUCACGUCAAUAUAACUUGGAAAUUAAGAAGGAACUACAAAUACAGGUUACAACAAUCCAUUUUAGGAAUCAAGGACAUCAAUUAAUUAAGAAAAAUCUCCAAAGAAUAGAAGUCCUAACUAAAAAGAUAAUGUCAUUUUCAACUCUGAAUUCAACAAAUACUUAUAUGAAAGUUAGACUCUAGUUGGUACCGGUAUGGGCACUACAAAUAACAAUCAAACUUUAAAAAGCAGUAUGGAUAGGAUUUAAUUACCCUAGAUUGAUAUAAAUCCUUAUCUAAAGAAAGGCAAUGAUGGAUUAGCCAAUCAAAUUUAAUAUUUGUAAAAAUUAAGAAUAGCUAACAUUUCAUAAUUAACAACACCCAACUAGCAAUCUACUGAUGACUUAUAGUAAAGAUCUAUUGAAAAUAUUAGCCCAGCUAAUAACGGCAAUAAAAAUUUUGAGUUUGGUAGAAGGUCUUAGACAAAAUUAAAACCAGAGCAACUUGCAAGAAUUAAGGAAAUUAGAAGACACAAAAAUGAAAUGAGAAUGAAAUCGAAAAGGGACAAACUAUCUAGAUCUAUGCUAGAUAAACCUUAAAGCACGAAAAAUAAGGAGAAACUCCCAUUCUAAUUUCAAUCAAACUACUCGCAUAAUAUAAGUAAUAACUUUAUUAAUAUGAAGAGUGGGCAGGAAAAACUUACCAAGGAAGAAAUUUCCCCUAGAAAUUAGGCAAGAACAUCAUCUCUAUUUAAGAAAAGCCCUAGAUAUAAAACAAGCUAGUCAAAUAAUAACAGAAGCGUUACAAACAAUAGAGCUAAUGGAUAAUCUCCAAGAGCUUCAAUUGAAAACUUUGCUCAAAGACAUAUUCUGGAAUAAUUACUUUCAAGGCAAAAAUACACAAGCAAAAAUUCAGCUCUUAAAUAAGUAAAUAUCACAAGAGAAUCGUUUAUUUGA
Messenger RNA from Stylonychia lemnae, 1668 nucleotides. The record is from the annotation of a GenBank genome assembly. NCBI's taxonomy places the organism in Eukaryota, Ciliophora, Spirotrichea, Sporadotrichida, Oxytrichidae.